This is a messenger RNA of Letharia columbiana, 633 nucleotides long. RefSeq lists its product as uncharacterized. NCBI's taxonomy places the organism in Eukaryota, Fungi, Ascomycota, Lecanoromycetes, Lecanorales, Parmeliaceae. The record is from RefSeq and is a predicted model, not a curated record. Gene Ontology annotation, molecular function: nucleic acid binding; zinc ion binding. The transcript is spliced from 3 exons. Bases 1 to 633 code for a protein of 210 amino acids.
AUGUCCACAGCAGCGAACACGCCAGCUCAUGGAGUUGCCAUCGCUCCACAGCUCAGCAAGAGAGCACUUGCAGAGCUCAAGAAAGGCGGAAAGGUCGAAAUCUGGGUCCAAUGCACGCCCUUCAAGGUCGAAGUCAACGGCGCAACGAAGGUCGAGAGCGAGUACGUGCUCUUCCACCUUCACAGGACAUUAGUGAAGCAUUUUUCUCCAAAGUGGAAGCGAGAGCUGGCGGAAGAUGCGCAGGCUAACCGCAUUCACGUGCCAUUCCCGAAAGAGCCCGUGAAGCUGAUCGUGGGCUGGAUUGUGGGCGGGGGAGGCAAUGACUUGAACACGCCGGACGCUUUCUACCCGAAACACGACCUUCGAAAGCUGGAGAUUCUGAAGAGUGUGGCAUCGUAUCUGGAGAUUAAGUCGCUGGUUGAGCUCUUUAUGAAGGACAUCCUCGCCUGGAUACCGGCUCUUCCGCCGGUGUCAAUCGGCAGCUUGGUACCAAAACCUGUUAUAAACAAACCAAUCGCUCUGGAGAAGCUCUGCUGGUACUGCGAUAAGCCAGGACAUAUCGAAAGAGACUGCCCCGAGCGCAGCGCCGUCCAUGUGACCAAGUCACAAGGAGAAACAUACGCAAUGAAUUGA